AUGAAUCUCAACUUCCUUGUUUUAUUAUUUGUUGCGGUUUCCUAUUCUCUAGCUGCGGAAGACAUUCCUACUGAUAACCCAUCAGUAAAGGAGCCUACAUCCGAUGUAACUACAACCGAGGAGCCUCAAAUAGGCGAAGCACUUUCAAUAGAGCGCGAUCCUGCAGCUCUACCUGCCGAGGAGCAUCAUGCGGAUGCAGUUUUGUCGGCGGAACCGAUAGGAGAUGAGGUGACUGAGAGCCCAGCCACUCCACAUAUAAGAGCAAGAAGACACUAUGGCUAUGGAGGAUAUGGCUACGGAGGUGGCUACGGAGGCGGAUACGGUCAUGGAUAUGGCCAUCAUGGUUAUCGCGGAGGAUAUGGCGGUUACCCAUACAUGGGGGGCGGAUACCCCGGCGGUGGUUACGGCUACGGUAAUGGACUAGGCUGGGGACUUUCAAGCUCAUUGAACAUUGGUGGAUACUCCAACUCUGGCGGUUGGGGAUUCGGAAAAUAA
This is a messenger RNA of Auanema sp. JU1783, 495 nucleotides long. Lineage: Eukaryota; Metazoa; Nematoda; Chromadorea; Rhabditida; Rhabditidae. The record is from the annotation of a GenBank genome assembly.